Messenger RNA from Myodes glareolus (Bank vole), 5702 nucleotides. The record is from RefSeq and is a predicted model, not a curated record. Lineage: Eukaryota; Metazoa; Chordata; Mammalia; Rodentia; Cricetidae.
CCCAGCCCCUCUCUGGCCAGGUCUCCUCCCCGAUGUGCGGGUGGCAGCGCCACUCCCUCCACUCCCUCCCCAGCCGCGCGCGUCUCAUUCCAGCGCCCAUUCCGUGCAUUCCUGCCGGGCUCCUCUGCAAACUCCAGCCCCGGAGGUGGGGACCGCCGCAGCUCCGCGCUCCGGCCCCUGCAGCCGUCGCUGCUGCUGGAAGACUUGGCGCCCUGCGCGGACCUCCUGCAACCGGCCGAGCGCUCCCACCCUACCUCCUGCACCCUGGGACCGGUCCAACGGGCGCUCCUCCAAGCCGAGCCUUGGAGGGCAAGGCCGGCACCAUUACCUCCAACGAGUGGAGCUCUCCGGACUCCCCCGAGGGGAGCAGCAUCUCUGGGGGCAGCCAGGCACUGGACAAGCCCAUUGACAAUGAUGCGGAGGGCGUGUGGAGUCCCGACAUUGAGCAAAGCUUCCAGGAGGCAUUGGCCAUUUACCCACCCUGUGGCCGCCGCAAAAUCAUCCUGUCGGACGAAGGCAAGAUGUAUGGUCGGAACGAGCUGAUUGCACGCUACAUCAAGCUCCGCACAGGGAAGACCCGCACCAGGAAGCAGGUCUCCAGCCACAUCCAGGUGCUUGCCCGCCGAAAAGCCCGAGAGAUCCAGGCCAAACUCAAGGACCAGGCAGCUAAGAACAAGGCCCUGCAGAGCAUGGCUGCCAUGUCGUCCGCUCAGAUCGUCUCCGCCACAGCCUUCCACAAUAAAAUGGCUCUUGCCCGGGGCCCUGGCUACCCAGCAAUCUCAGGGUUUUGGCAAGGAGCUUUGCCAGGCCAACCUGGAACAUCCCACGAUGUGAAACCUUUCUCUCAAAACGCUUAUACUGUCCAGCCUCCACUGCCUCUGCCAGGCUUUGAGUCUCCUGCAGGACCCACCCCAUCGCCCUCAGCACCGCCAGCUUCCCCAUGGCAAGGCCGCAGUGUGGCCAGUUCCAAGCUCUGGAUGUUGGAGUUCUCUGCUUUUCUGGAGCGCCGGCCAGAUCCUGACACAUACAGCAAGCACCUGUUUGUGCACAUCAGCCAGUCGAGCCCAAGCUACAAUGACCCCUACCUCGAAGCCGUGGACAUCCGCCAGAUCUAUGACAAAUUCCCAGAGAAGAAGGGUGGCCUCAAGGAGCUAUUUGAACGGGGGCCCUCCAACGCCUUCUUCCUUGUGAAGUUCUGGGCAGACCUCAACACUAACAUCGAUGAUGAGGGCAGCGCCUUCUAUGGGGUGUCCAGCCAGUACGAGAGCCUGGACAACAUGAUCAUUACUUGUUCUACUAAGGUCUGCUCCUUCGGCAAGCAAGUGGUGGAGAAAGUUGAGACAGAGUACGCUCGCUAUGAGAACGGCCACUAUCUGUACCGCAUCCACCGGUCCCCGCUCUGUGAGUACAUGAUCAACUUCAUCCACAAGCUGAAGCACUUACCCGAGAAGUACAUGAUGAACAGUGUGCUGGAGAACUUCACCAUCCUGCAGGUGGUCACCAAUCGCGACACACAGGAGACCUUGCUGUGUAUUGCGUAUGUCUUCGAAGUGUCAGCCAGCGAACACGGGGCUCAGCACCACAUCUACCGGCUGGUGAAAGAAUGACACAGACUUGCAAGAAUGAUGGUGGGGGGACAAAUCCAGGAAACGGGGACCUGGGAGGGAACCUUCAGGGAUAGUCCCCGGAAGUGCCAAGAGAGCUGAGCGGAGGAACCAACUGCCUGAUCUUGCAGUGCCCAACCCCCAAUAAACCCAAGGUGUCAAGUGUUUUCAGGGGAGCUGGUCUGACUGUGUGAGCCCAGAAGGGCAAGGGAGAAGGGGGCACCAGGAGGCAAGCUGGAAGCAAGCCCAGAAAGGCCCAAUGGUCCAGGAGCCAGAACCCCAGUGGACUCAGCCAGACACCAGAGCUCAAGACCCGGUGGCCCCUCCUCAGCGGCUGGACCCCUACACUCUGCUGCUGGCCACACUGUGGCCUAAGGACAGAUGGCAUGUGGCUCACACACCCAGAAUGCAAUGCAUGACCACGUGUACUGUCAGCCUUGCCAUGGCUGCCCGAGGAUAGCUAUAGCAGAAGGCCCCACCCCCGCUAACGGCUGGGUGAGAUUGGGUAAGAUUUACUCAGGUGGCCCUGCAGAGGCCUUGCAGGGGUCAAUAGCUCCAGGCCUAGGCAAGGCUUGGAGGUAGGGAGUCCCGCUUCAGGGCCAGCGUUUCCAGCUGCUUGUUCCUGUCAGGCUCCUCAGCUUCUCUCUUAGUCCCUUUUCCUCUCAGCGCUGGUGAGGAGGGGCUGCUGCGUCGGGGAUCUGAGUUUUAGGAAAGCUAGGGCUACAAAAAGAAACCCCGUCUCCAAAACAAAAUGAAGAAAAGAAAAAGAAAGAAAAACAAACCAAAAAGCAACAAAACAAAAAAAGUAACGGCACAAUGCCUGUUAAAUGAUCUAACUCUCUGCCCAGCCCCUUGCUUCCCUCCCUCUGGAGAGCCUGGAUCUGGCUCUCUGCUGCCCUCUCCUGGCUUUCUGGUGUCCGCUUCCCUAGUUGGAGCCAGUUUCUAGUAACCCGGAGCCUCAGGAAGAAAGAUCCAAUCUGGGCGAGUUUGUGUGUGCCCAGAACUCAGGGAUGUAUCUGUGGGGAUGCAAAAAUGGGCAGGGCAGCAUUGGGGGGAUGCUACAGGGGUGAGGAGCAAGGGAGCUGGAAUCAGUCUAGCCUGACUUUGAUGUGCAACCUGUGGUGUGUCAAUGUCAUGGUGCCUCAGUUUCCCCAUCUGUAAAAUGGGUAUAACAUUCACCUACCUCGUGUAUGAACAGUGCCUCAUGUAGUGCUGAGCACAUCCACGUAUGCAAUAAAUAGACAUUGGUACUAACCAUGGGAGCUGCAGCUCCUGCUGAGGAGCCGGAUGGGGGAGCUGUGCACUGGAGUGGGGAGGGAUCCAGAGGUCUCAGGGAAGAGGUAGCCUUUGAGGGAACAAAUUCUGAUAUUUAUUGAUGUUAUUUCUGUUUAAUUUUGGUGCCGGGGCAGAAGACCUCAGGGCUUAGCAUGGGCGGAGUGACUGUGCCAGAAAUAUACAAAUUAAGCAUAUGGGAGGAGUCUGGCUGCAUUUCAGAUAAGGAAGACAGACAAGCCACCCAGUCUUUCUGUGGCCCCCAAAUUCCUUCUCCUUAACCCAAAGAAGUUUAACUCAUACCUCUCCACCAUGCUAGGAUGGUAGCCCUACUGCACUGUGUAGAGGUCCUGCUGUCAGAGGGGGCAAGGGUCCUGGAAAGACUACUGCAUCCCUGGACCUGUGAUGAGGACUCACCCCUCACAUGCAGGCCUGUGUUUGUACAACCCUCCCCCCAUCUUACCUCCACCCCCACCCCCGUGUAUGCUGCCUGGCCACGCCGCAGCAUUCUUGAAAAGUCCCAGGCUCAGACAUUUCAGACUUCUUUGUGGACAGUGUCUUAGGUCAUGAAGGACACACAAUCUUUUUCUCUGGGAAGCAGUCAGUCCAGAUGUUGGAUCCCAGUGUGGAUCAUGAGUUUUUCCUGUGUGAACUGACCUUAGUGGCCUAACGGAGAGUCACCGUAGAAGACGGUAGUCUCAGUUGCCUCUCACUUGAGCCGGCAUGGCGUUUGACUAGGGCACCCUCACCCCCAUAGCACCAGUCUCGCUGAUGGUUCUGUGCUGGUGCCAUUGUUUAUUUAUUUAGAUGAGCUCACCCUCUCUGGUCUGGGCUACUACCUCCAGUGAUCCUCCUGCCUCAGCUUCCUGAGGAGCUGGGACUAUGGGUGCUCACCACUGUGCCCUGAAGUCCUAUUUUAAGGAUUAAGAAAGUGAGACCCUGAGAGCUUAAGGAAGUUGCUUGGGUUGUUGGUGUGUUUUCCGUUUGCUUUGUGAGUAGCUGUUUAAUUUCUGAGAUGUGGCAGGCUCUGGGAAUGUGUCCAUGAGCAAAACAGCCAGGGUGACUCUGAGCUGACUGUGGACUAAGGAAGGGGUGAUGGGACACAAGUCAAAGAGACUUGUAGGCAGUGGGAAAUGCUGGGGGGUGGGGGCACCAAGGUGAGCUUCAUAGGGGAGGCUGCCAAGGCCCAGAAUCUACAUUGACUCUUGAACCACAGUGGAUCUGAAGGAACAUUCCAAGGGAGAAUAGAGAGUCUUGGAGACAGGGAGGGGAUGGGUGUGCCCCAGGGGUACGCUGAGUAACAGAACUUGGGCAUACCCUGUCCAGCACGCCAGGUAGAUGCCAGGCAGGUGGUGUCUCUUGUGUCGCCCGCACUCCGUGUGUGGAUGUGCACUCUGGAAUUCUCACUGGGUGGGAGCAAGGCCUGGAGGUGUCAAGCAAGGGAGUGCAUUCCUUUGAUACUAUUUUUAGAGAACAGCUCUAGAGUCUGCUACAAAGGAGCAGGUGUGAUUGUUGCUCUUGAACCCACCCAGCAUGCUUCCCUGGGCAUUUGGGGGUGUUCCCACCCAGCAUGCUUCCCUGGGCAUUUGGGGGUGUUCCCACCCAGCAUGCUUCCCUGGGCAUUUGGGGGUGAUCUCAUCCAGCAAUGCUUCCCUGGGCAUUUGGGGGUGAUCUCAUCCAGCAAUGCUUCCCUGGGCAUUUGGGGGUGAUCCUAUCCAGCAAUGCUUCCCUGGGCAUUUGGGGCUGGAAACUAUUAGUUUUCUAGGUCUGUUCCAUUUGGCAGCCAUGUGAGAGAAAAGGGAGGGUAGACCAGAGAGGGUCACCUGUGUCACCAGGCCUGUGAGAUGAGGAAGGGUCUCCGAGUUCUGGGACUUGAGCGCCAACUACCCCAGGAGUGAAAACCCUCCUGGCCUUACCUAGUUAGCAGGAAAUGUCAGAAAUGGCGGUAGGGUCAGGUGAAAGGUUUUCUGCUUCACAGGGUCUGACACUCGCAGCAGAUUGUAGCAACCAAGUGUCAGAGAGUGAAAGGAAUGUGUCCUGACCAGAAAAGCAAACACAAGCGCAAAGACAGAACAAACCCCCUCAAAACUAAAACAGAACAAAAACACCCCCCUCCACACACACACACACAUACAAGGUGCCCCAGACCCACAGGUGAAGGGGCCGAGGUCUGGUCUUAUAUCCCUGGUUUGUGGGCACCCAUUCUUUCCCAGGCUGGGGUUUGAGUGCAGGAGGGCUGAGGGUAGGCUGUGACACGAGAGAGCUUUCUGAGACCUCGCCACCCAGGCACAGAAGCGAGACAACAGAACAGUCUGCUCCCCUCAGGGGUUCCACCCAGUGGCUACCUGGGUGUGGCCCCUGCUGAAAACCUCUUUUCUUUCUUAGAGCUACGGUAGUAGGGGGCAGUGGCAUCCUGGAUAAUUUAGAGGUUAGAAAGAAGAUUGCCUUUUCCUUCAAGAGUUGACUCUUUAUAGGAUGUAGCUAACUAAUAAGCUCAGCCAGGUGGCCAAGUGCACACCUUUGCUCCCCGCCCCAACACACACUCAGGAGGAGACUGAGGCCAGCAGGAAAUGCACGGUGGAACCCGAUCUCUGCAAUAAAAGUCCUUUGAGAAGUGUCUGGAACUUGGCUUUUGUAUAUUUAUCCACGGGUAAGAAAGGACAGAUGGGCACGGGCCUUCCUAGCGAGCCAGAGCCCAGGCGGUGGAAAUGUUGGUUUUUUUUACACUCACAGAUGUCUGAUAUUCGACUGUAAGGCUUUUGUAUUUUUUUCUAUGUAAACCCCCUUCAUCUCUUCAAAUCUUCAGUAAAGUCUGCUACAAACCCA